AUGGAAAGGACAACAGAACUUCUGUUAAAUCAAGUGUGUAUGAUCCAAGAGCCCCAUGUGAUAGAGUGCUCAAUAAAAGCAAAAUUAAACUCUAUGCUUGUGAAACUUAGCCAGCACUUACCAAGUAGCUCUCUUUUUCUAUUUCAUGAUAUCAAGCCAACCCUGGACAGUCAAAAUGUUAUUGUUGACAGUACAUGUGAAUGUGUACCACUUAAUUGUAUAGAAAUGGUAGAACUUACCUCAGAACAUGAUGACAUGGACUUGCCAUUCAAUGACGAUUAUGACAUUGCAACAAAGAAAUUCAAGUCAAUGAUUGAUAUAUAUGAAGAGAGAAUAACUGACAAUGAUGUUGAAAGAAUAGAAAGGUUGUCACGGGCCAGGACAAUACUUUUUGGAGGAACUAAAACAGGAGAAACUAACUGCGUCAAAUUUCAAAGCUGCUGCUAAGAGAAAAGUUGAACCUGAUAAACUUUUAAAGCAAAUCAUGUACAAAAUUGAAGAAACCACUAAUGUUUCAGCAUUACAGUAUGGUCACAUGCAUGAAGAUAAUGCUAUCAAUGAUUAUAUUAAAUACAAACACUCCCAAGGAAACACAGGCUUGACAGUUUGGAAAGUUGGGACUUACAUAUCAAAGAUUAGACCAGGAUUGGGGGCUAGCUUGGACAGAAUGGUUUAUGAUCCUUUGGCACACUGUAAGAAAGGUGGCCUCGAAAUCAAAUGUCCAUACUCUAAACAAGGUAUGACAAUUGAAGAGGCUUGUCAAGACAAGAAUUUUUGUAUGACUUUGAAGCCUGGGAUGCCUACAUUGAAGAUAGGACACCAGUAUUACUAUCAAGUCCAAGGGCAGAUGUAUGUUUCAUGUUUGCAAUGGGUAGAUUUUGUUGUAUGGUUUGGAGCAGAC
Messenger RNA from Pocillopora meandrina, 901 nucleotides. Lineage: Eukaryota; Metazoa; Cnidaria; Anthozoa; Scleractinia; Pocilloporidae. The record is from the annotation of a GenBank genome assembly.